ACAGUGCGAGGACUAGCAGAGUCUGAAGUCUGGCUCAGUUUGGUGAGUAAGAACUACAGAGAAAACAUUCGUUCAUUUUUGCGUCAUGAUGAUGUCACUUCCUCUCAACGGGAAGGAAGCGUAAAGGAGUCUCCCUGAGGACCAGCCGGUCCAUGCGUGGUACACAGACCCGCAUAUGGACUCGAGGAAAGCAGAAAGACAAGAGCGCUCCAAGGACCAGGAGGGUCAGAGGACAACAAGAACCUCGAGUCCAAUGCGGAUUUUCAGGGCAGACCUGAAUCACUUCAAAGAGAAUAUGUUGAACGCCUUCAAGGACUCCAGGUCGACUCUGGAGGACCCAGAAAACACAAGCACCCUCAGUCUGCUGAAGGAGGACUUGAACCAGUUCAGAGAGGACAUUUCCAGUGUCUUCAGGGUUACUGACAAUGCAAGCACCGACAUAAAAGAGAGCGCAGAAGAAGAACCCGGAGAAGACCAGAACCAAAGGUCUGAAGAGCUGAAGGUCCAGGAAGACGCAAAGAGGGCUAUUUUGAAACCAAGACGGAAAAAAACGGACACCAGGGACAACAACGAUGUCUUGCGGGAGACGACAUCGAGCAGCAGUGCCUCGUUGCCAGACUCUGCAGGAGACCACCAUGAAGAAGAAGAAGGACCAUCACAGAGUCUUCCUUCGGACUUUCUGGUACGCAUGCGUUGGCGUGACGGCGCCAGGCAGCCGCUGGACGGAGCCUCUGUCAAAAACUUUGCCUGUUAUUUGACCUUUGACCCCAACACGGCCAACGCCGAGCUGCGACUCAGCGAGUGUAACCGGAAGGCGACCCGGGUCUGGUCGGACCAGAGACCCGGUCAGCACUCGGACCGCUUCCUGCACUGUCCUCAGCUUCUGUGUCGCGAGGGUCUGCUGGAUGCGGCGUACUGGGAGGUGCAGUGGAGCGGCGGCGCCGAUGUGGGCGUGGCCUACAACAACAUCUCUCGGGACGGGGACGUGGCCCGCUGCCUGCUGGGCCACAACCCACGCUCCUGGAGUGUGGAAUGUUCCGCGGGAAGUUACCUGGCGUGCCACGACAACAGGAGAGUGGCACAGUGCACACCGCGACCUUUCACCCACAGAGUGGGCGUGUACCUGGACUGGCCCGCAGGCUCUUUGUCCUUCUAUUGUGUCUCCAAAGAAACCAUGGUCCACAUCCACACCUUCACCUCCACCUUCACAGAAGCCCUCUACCCCGCCUUCUGGGUGUGGGCUUACCACGGCUCUGUCUCACUUUGUCAGGUGGAACUGGACUGGGAACGUCUUCUGCACUGACCUUCUUAUGUACCUUAUACACAUUCUUAUGUACCAUCUACUGUACACCUUGUAGACAUUUUAUACACCUUGUAGACAUUUUAUACACCCUAUGUACCAUCUAAUGUACAUCUUACAUACCCUGUAUACACCUUCUUAUGUACCAUCUACUGUACACCUUAUAUACCCUGUAUACACCUUCUCAUGUACCAUGUACUGUACACCUUAUAUACCUUUUAUACACCUUCUUAUGUACCUUCUACUGUAAACCUUAUAUACCUUUUAUACACCUUCUUAUGUACCAUCUACUGUACACCUUAUAUACCUUUUACACACCUUCCUAAGUACCAUCUACUGUACACCUUAUAUACUUUUUAUACACCUUAUUAUGUACUAUCUACUGUACACCUUAUACACCUUUUUAUACACCUUAUGUACCAUCAACUGUACACCUUAUAUACCUUUUACACACCUUCCUAAGUACCAUCUACUGUACACCUUAUACAACUUUUAUACAACUUUUUAUGUACCAUCUACUGUACACCUUAUAUAACUUUUAUACACCUUCUUAUGUACCAUCUACUGUACAUGUUACAUACCUUUUAUACACCUUAUGUACCAUCUACUGUAAACCUUACAUACCUUUUAUAAACCUUCUUAUGUACCGUCUACUGUAAACCUUAUAUACCUUUUAUACACCGUCUUAUGUACCAUCUUCUGUACACGUUACAUACCUUUUAUACACCUUAUGUACCAUCUACUGUACACCUUACUACCUUUUAUACACCUUCUUAUGUACCAUCUACUGUACACCUUAUAUACCUUUUAUACACCUUCUUAUGUACCAUCUACUGUACACCUUAUAUACCUUUUAUACACCUUCUUAUGUACCUUCUACUGUAAACCUUAUAUACCUUUUAUACACCUUCUUAUGUACCAUCUACUGUACACCUUAUAUACCUUUUACACACCUUCCUAAGUACCAUCUACUGUACACCUUAUAUACUUUUUAUACACCUUAUUAUGUACUAUCUACUGUACACCUUAUACACCUUUUUAUACACCUUAUGUACCAUCAACUGUACACCUUAUAUACCUUUUACACACCUUCCUAAGUACCAUCUACUGUACACCUUAUAUAACUUUUAUACAACUUUUUAUGUACCAUCUACUGUACACCUUAUAUACCUUUUAUACACCUUCUUAUGUACCUUCUACUGUACACCUUAUAUACUUUUAAUACACCUUCUUAUGUACCAUCAUACACCUUCUUAUGUACCAUCUAUUGUACACCUUAUAUAUCUUUUCUACACCUUCUUAUGUACCUUCUACUGUACACCUUACAUACCUUUUAUACACCUUCUUAUGUACCAUCUACUGUACACCUUAUAUACCUUUUAUACACCUUCUUAUGUACCUUCUACUGUACACCUUAUAUACUUUUAAUACACCUUAUGUACCAUCUACUGUACACCUUAUAUACCUUUUGUACACCUUCUUAUGUACCUUCUACUGUACACCUUAUAUACUUUUAAAACACCUUCUUAUGUACCAUCUACUGUACACCUUAUAUACCUUUUAUACACCUUCUUAUGUACCAUCUACUGUACACCUUAUAUACCUUUUAUACACCUUCUUAUGUACCUUCUACUGUACACCUUAUAUACUUUUAAUACACCUUCUUAUGUACCAUCUACUGUAAACCUUAUAUACUUUUAAUACACCUUCUUAUGUACCAUCUACUGUACACCUUAUAUACCUUUUAUACAUCUUCUUAUGUACCUUCUACUGUACACCUUAUAUACUUUUAAUACACCUUCUUAUGUACCAUCUACUGUACACCUUAUAUACCUUUUAUACACCUUAUGUACCGUCUACUGUACACCUUAUAUACCUUUUACACACCUUCCUAAGUACCAUUUACUGUACACCUUAUAUACCUUUUACACACCUUCCUAAGUACCAUCUACUGUGCACCUUAUAUAACUUUUAUACACCUUCUUAUGUACCAUCUACUGUACACCUUAUAUACCUGUUACACACCUUCCUAAGUACCAUCUACUGUACACGUUACAUACCUUUUAUACACCUUAUGUACCAUCUACUGUACACCUUACAUACCUUUUGUACACCUUCUUAUGUGCAAUCUACUGCACACCUUAUAUACCUGUUACACACCCUCCUAAGUACCAUCUACUGUACACCUUAUAUACCUUUUAUACACCUUCUUAUGUACCAUCUACUGUACACCUUACAUACCUUUUAUACACCUUCUUAUGUACAAUCUACUGUACACCUUACAUACAUUUUAUACACCUUCUUAUGCACCAUCUACUGUACACCUUAUAUACCUUUUAUACACCUUCUUAUGUACCAUCUACUGUACACCUUAUAUACAUUUUAUACACCUUAUGUACCUUCUACUGUACACCUUAUAUACCUUUUACACACCUUCCUAAGUACCAUCUACUGUACACCUUAUAUACAUUACACACCUUCUUAAGUACCAUAUACUGUACACCUUAUAUACCUUUUAUACACCUUCUUAUGUACCAUCUACUGUACAUCUUAUAUACCUUUUAUACACCUUCUUAUGUACCAUCUACUGUACACCUUAUAUACCAUUUAUUCACCUUCUUAUGUACCAUCUACUGUACACCUUAUAUACAUUUUAUACACCUUCUUAUGUACCUUCUACUGUACACCUUACAUGCCUUUUAUACGCCUUAUGUACCAUCUACUGUACACCUUAUGUACCUUUUACACACCUUCCAAAGUACCAUCUACUGUACACCUUGUAUACCUUUCAUACACCUUUUUAUGUACCAUCUACUGUACACUUUGUAUACCUUUUACGCACCUUCCUAAGUACCAUCUACAUGUACACCUUAUAUACCUUUUAUACACCUUAUGUACCUUCUACUGUACACCUUAUAUACUUUUAAUACACCUUCUUAUGUACCAUCUACUGUACACCUUAUAUACCUUUUCUACACCUUCUUAUGUACCUUCUACUGUACACCUUACAUGCCUUUUAUACGCCUUAUGUACCAUCUACUGUACACCUCACAUACCUUUUAUACACCUUCUUAUGUACCAUCUACUGUACACCUUAUAUACCUUUUAUACACCUUCUUAUGUACCUUCUACUGUACACCUUAUAUACUUUUAAUACACCUUAUGUACCAUCUACUGUACACCUUAUAUACCUUUUAUACACCUUCUUAUGUACCUUCUACUGUACACCUUAUAUACUUUUAAAACACCUUCUUAUGUACCAUCUACUGUACACCUUAUAUACCUUUUAUACACCUUCUUAUGUACCAUCUACUGUACACCUUAUAUACCUUUUAUACACCUUCUUAUGUACCUUCUACUGUACACCUUAUAUACUUUUAAUACACCUUCUUAUGUACCAUCUACUGUACACCUUAUAUACUUUUAAUACACCUUAUGUACCAUCUACUGUACACCUUAUAUACCUUUUAUACACCUUCUUAUGUACCUUCUACUGUACACCUUAUAUACUUUUAAUACACCUUCUUAUGUACCAUCUACUGUACACCUUAUAUACCUUUUAUACACCUUCUUAUGUACCUUCUACUGUACACCUUAUAUACUUUUAAUACACCUUCUUAUAUACCAUCUACUGUACACCUUAUAUAUACCUUUUAUACACCUUCUUAUGUACCAUCUACUGUACACCUUAUAUACCUUUUACACACCUUCUUAUGUACCAUCUACUGUACACCUUAUAUACCUUUUAUACACCUUCUUAUGUACCAUCUACUGUACACCUUAUAUACCUUUUACACAUCUUCCUAAGUACCAUCUACUGUACACCUUACAUACCUUUUAUACACCUUAUGUACCAUCUACUGUACACCUUAUAUACCUUUUAUACACCUUCUUAUGUACCUUCUACUGUACACCUUAUAUACUUUUAAUACACCUUCUUAUGUACCAUCUACUGUACACCUUGAAUACUUUUAAUACACCUUCUUAUGUACCAUCUACUGUACACCUUACAUACCUUUUAUACACCUUCUUAUGUACCUUCUACUGUACACCUUAUAUACUUUUAAUACACCUUCUUAUGUACCAUCUACUGUACACCUUAUAUACUUUUAAUACACCUUCUUAUGUACCAUCUACUGUACACCUUAUAUAGCUUUAUACACCUUCUUAUGUACCUUCUACUGUACACCUUACAUGCCUUUUAUACGCCUUAUGUACCAUCUACUGUACACCUUAUGUACCUUUUACACACCUUCCAAAGUACCAUCUACUGUACACCUUGUAAACCUUUUAUACACCUUUUUAUGUACCAUCUACUGUACACUUUGUAUACCUUUUACACACCUUCCUAAGUACCAUCUACUGUACACCUUAUAUACCUUUUAUACACCUUAUGUACCAUCUACUGUACACCUUAUAUACCUUUUCUACACCUUCUUAUGUACCUUCUACUGUACACCUUAUAUACCUUUUAUACACCUUCUUAUGUACCUUCUACUGUACACCUUAUAUACUUUUAAUACACCUUCUUAUGUACCAUCUACUGUACACCUUAUAUACCUUUUAUACACCUUCUUAUGUACCUUCUACUGUACACCUUAUAUACUUUUAAAACACCUUCUUAUGUACCAUCUACUGUACACCUUAUAUACCUUUUAUACACCUUCUUAUGUACCUUCUACUGUACCCCUUAUAUACUUUUAAAACACCUUCUUAUGUACCAUCUACUAUACACGUUAUAUACCUUUUAUACACCUUCUUAUGUACCAUCUACUCUACACCUUACAUACCUUUUAUACACCUUAUGUACCAUCUACUGUACACCAUAUAUACCUUUUACACACCUUCCUAAGUACCAUCUACUGUACACCUUGUAUACCUUUUAUACACCUUCUUAUAUACCAUCUACUGUACACCUUAUAUACCUUUUAUACACCUUCUUAUGUACCAUCUACUGUACACCAUAUAUACCUUUUACACACCUUCUUAUGUACCAUCUACUGUACACCUUAUAUACCUUUUACACACCUUCCUAAGUACCAUCUACUGUACACCUUGUAUACCUUUUAUACACCUUCUUAUAUACCAUCUACUGUACACCUUAUAUACCUUUUACACACCUUCUACGUACCAUCGACUGUACACCUUUUCAUGUUAUCUGACCCCAGAACCUUCCUCCAGAAUGUUAUCUUUGUCCAUGUUAUGUCAAAUGAAACAGAAAUUGAGCUGGUUGGCCACAAUACCCAGCAAUAUGUUUGGCGGUGAAAAGGUAAGGCUUUUAAUCCCAGGAACACCAUCCCUACCGUCAAGCAUGGUGGUGGUAGUAUUAUGCUGUGGGCCUGUUUUGCUGCCAAUGGAACCGGUACUUUAAAUGGGACAAUCAAAAAGAAGGAUUACCUCCAAAUUCGUCAGGACAAGCUAAAAUCAUCAGAUCGGAGGUUGGGUCUUUGGCGCAGUUGGGUGUUCCAACAGGACAACGACCCCAAACACACAUCAAAAGUGGUAAAGGAAUGGCUAAAUCAGGCUAGAAUAAAGGUUUUAGAACUGCCUUCCCAAAGUCCUGACUUGUGGACAAUGCUGAAGAAACAAGUCCGUGUCAGAAAAGCAACACAUUUAGCUGAACUGCACCAUUUUUGUCAAGAGGAGUGGUCAAAAAUGGAAGCAGAAGCUUGUGGAUGGCUACCAAAAGUGCCUUAUUGCGGUGAAACUUGCCAAGGGACAUGUAAGCAAAUAUUAACAUUGCUGUAUGUAUACUUUUUCAGUAGAGCCAUAAUAAAUUCAUAAAAAGAACCAAACUUCAAGAAUGUUUUUUGUGAGCAACAAGUAUGUGCUCCAAUCACUACAUCACAAAAAAAUGAGAGUUGUAGAAAUGAUUGGGAACUCAAGACAGCCAUGACAUUAUGUUCUUUACAAGUGUAUUUAAACUUUUGACCAUGACUGUACCUUUUAUACACCUUCUUAUGUACCAUCUUAUCCACCUUCUUCUACACCUGUGAACACGCCUUCUACACCUCUUUCUACACGUUCUUAUACAACGUUUAUACAUCGCUUACGCGCAGACCUUCUAGACCACGGGUGUCAAACUGGUUUUCAUUGAGGGCCACAACGCAGAAAUGGCUGCUAUUCAAAGGCCGUUUGUAACAGUAAAUAAUUAAUGAAUUUGCCUAUGAACUUAAAAUAUUUAACUUUUUUUUGAACAAACAGUAAAAAAAAAAUCUGUGGAUUUUACCUCUGCUUUUUAUAGAAAAAAAUGGCAGCUUAGUUUUUUUUUUACUGUAAAAUAUAUGGUAUGGACACAUAUUAUUUCCAGGCCUUAUAAAAUGGCGUGGAGGGCCAGAUCUGGACCGCGGGCCUUGAGUUUGACACCUGUGUUCUAGACCUUUUUUAUACAUACCCUUACAUACAUUCUACACCUUCUGCCCUGAUGUUUGAUUGACUGCUGUUGACGCGUGUGCUGUGUUUCUGAGAUUGCUGCUGCACAAUAAACCUGCUCAGUGGC
This is a messenger RNA of Nerophis ophidion (straightnose pipefish), 7799 nucleotides long. RefSeq names its product tripartite motif-containing protein 16-like protein. The transcript is spliced from 4 exons. Gene Ontology annotation, molecular function: protein binding. The coding region runs from base 176 to 1303 and encodes 375 amino acids. The record is from RefSeq and is a predicted model, not a curated record. NCBI's taxonomy places the organism in Eukaryota, Metazoa, Chordata, Actinopteri, Syngnathiformes, Syngnathidae.